AUGUCUUCGGAGCCGUUACCAGACCACUACAAGGCCCUAGGAAUAGACAAGACGGCCGAUGCCGCCACCAUCAAGAAAACGUAUCGCAAGCUGGUACUCACCUGCCAUCCCGACAAAGUCACCGACGAGGCCCUAAAGGCGCAGAAACAGGACGAGUUUCACAAGAUCCAACAGGCCUACGAGACCCUGAGCGAUGACACCCGCCGCGCCACGUACGAGGCGGAGCUGAAGCUGGCGCAGCUGCGGCGCGAGAAGCUGGCCAGGACCGCCAGCGGCACCACGGUCGAGCCCAAGACUGCACGCUUCGACGUCAAGACGGCCGGAGGAGCCUCGUACACGGCCAACGGACCGCCGCGCUAUGCCACCGAGGAACGAAGACCCUCGGGGACAACUUCGUCGCGCACAUACGAUCACGACGACGACCGCUACUAUGACAGCCGCCGCAAGACGGAAGAGUCGUACUUUGCUGCAGCAAGACCCAGCCCAUCGUCACGCUCCUCGCGCGAAAAAUACGAGAAGGAGCCCUCACGCAGCGCACGCCCUUCGACCGACCGCACACGAUCGAGCGCGACCAAGACGCGAGACAGCGAGCGCCGAGACCGCACCAGCAGAUUCCCCGCCGACAGCGAGGGCUCUUCUGCCGACGAGAAGCGCCGCUACGAGCGCGAGUACAAGAGGCGCGGUGCAGAGGACGAGUCGCAAAGGCGAGCCGAGGAGCGCCGUCGAGACGACCGCCGUGACGACCGCCGCUACGAAGACUACGACACGUCGACGCCCCGCAAGCUGAGCGUUCAGGAGAAGGGCGAAGAUGACGCCAUCCGCUACAUGUACAAGUCUCGCGCCGAAGUCGAGGCCCACACCCGUCCGUCGCCCGUCCGGACCACGUCGCGCGAGUACUACGAGCCCAGCAGUCGCUCGUCCAGGCACCGAGAGGUGCGCCCAGAACCUGCACCGCGCAGGUCGUCUGCCCGUCCCAAAGAGCGCCCAGGCAUGCCCUCGCGCCGCGAGACUGACCGUGGCAUUCCCGAGCUCGUUGACUGGGACGACCGGAGGCCCUCCUUCAAGCAGUCGUCCUCGUCACCGGCUGAGAUUCGCAUCCCGUCCAUGCCCCAGCGAUCUCAGACGGAGUCAUCGUCGCGGGACUACCGCCGCUCAGAACGGUCGCCACCACGCUUUCCCGGCCUGAACCGCGCCACCACCAUGCCCACAGUCCCCGCAUCAGACGCAGGGUCGCGCCGGGAAGCCAAGAGCUACUCUCGCCCCUCUGGUCUCCGCAACGAGGCCAAUAGCAGUCCAGAGCACCCAACCAUUCCAGCGCCUCAGCCUAGCAGCAAGACGUCAUACUACGCCUACAGCGUAGCAGAUGGAGGCGUAAAACCUAUGGACCCACCUGCACACCGCACCGUUCUCCGCGAACCAGAGCGCACACGCCACCGCUCUCCGUCGCCACUUACCAAGCCUCCCAUUGGUCCCAACCGCCCCGGUUUGCACGCCUCCAAGACAUACAUGCCGACUCAUUCGAGUCGCCAGUCCUCGCCCGUCCGCGAAGAGCGCGGCCGCUCCGGGCAUCUCAAGUAUGGUGAGGUUCCUUCCGAGUACACCCGUAGGAAGGCCAUGCCUGAGCGCCAACCGAGCUACAGCCCUCAUGACGUGUCAUCCACCCGCAAGUACGGCCCUGAGGACGUCCGGUAUGCACCGAGGGAAGGCUACGCAGAGCGAAAGCCGGGGCUGAGCCGCACGCCCACGUCUGUCUUCUGA
Ascochyta rabiei is the source of this 1758-nucleotide messenger RNA. RefSeq lists its product as uncharacterized. The record is from RefSeq and is a predicted model, not a curated record. The transcript has a single exon. Bases 1 to 1758 code for a protein of 585 amino acids. Lineage: Eukaryota; Fungi; Ascomycota; Dothideomycetes; Pleosporales; Didymellaceae.